UUCGCGUUACGCCACCAGACGGCGCAGGGCUAGCAUUCCAUUUGGAGCUCGGAGCAGCUUCGGCGAGAGGUGCCACUAUUUUCCUGGAUUCCGUGCAGUAUACGUCGCUUUUUGCACCGUUACGUGCAGUGCGAGGAGGUGAUCGAUUCCGACGGAGAUACAACCUCGAUCUGUGCUUGCGGAUUUUUCGGUAGCCCUGAAGGUCGGAAGCGACGUGACUAGUUUCGCACGGUUCUGUGUGAAUAAUCUCUAUUGGUUUAAGUGCAGUGUGAUUUCUUAGUGGUAAACCCAAAUGGUUGUGCUCGAGGAAGGCGGUAUGCUGACUACUGGACACAAUCAGUACUUACAACCGGAUUAUCUUUCUCCGCUUCCAACUACGUUGGACGCGAAGAAGAGUCCGUUAGCACUGUUGGCACAGACAUGCAGUCAAAUCGGAGCAGAUUCGCCGACUAAACCGUUGAUUUCUCCUUUGGAAAAGACUUCGAAGAGUAUGAACAUUGCUACGAAUGCCAAAUCACCUCCAGCCGCGAAACUGGAACGCAAUAUGCGCGGCAGUCCGACGGACGGCAAGUCGUUGGCGUUCAAGCCAUACGAGACCAACGUUGUGACGAAGAAAACUUCGGACGAGGGUAGACCUACGUCUAAAGCCAGUGUGCACAGUGUCAGUGGUCAGGACAGUGUCAGUGUUAGUGAUAAUGCGCAUUCCGACAAGAAAUCGUCCGGCAAUCGUACCCCAGUGAGUCGAAAGUCCGCAUCACCGAGCGAUCAAGCGACGGCAACGGUCACUAGUGGGACACCGUCGGCUGAUCGAAAGACCCCUGCCGACCGUGAGAAGACCGAUGGUUCACCGCGGAAUAGCAGCAGCAGCAGCAGCAGCAGUAACAAUAACAGCAAUAACAAUAAUGGCACGAGUCCGAUCAUUAGGUCUGGAAUGGAGAUCUUAUCUGGUGUUCACACAAAGGAUACUAAUCUGGCCGCUUACAAGCCGGGUCUUCCAGGAUUUUCUGGCAAUCCCUUAUGCUGCCCACCAGGUCUAGCGGAGAAUCCAGCCUUCAGGCCGCCAUUCGCUGGCGCGUCACCUUUCUCGCAUCAUCAUGCCGCAGCAGCGCUUUUGGGCUAUCCGUCGGCCAGUCCGACUGGAGGCAAUCCAUAUCUGAGUUAUGCCCGUGUCAAAACCCCGGCGGGCGGUGAAGCUUUAGUGCCGGUCUGCAAAGACCCUUAUUGCACUGGCUGUCAAUACAGUAUGCACAGCGCUCAGAUUAUGAUGGGAGCAGGUAGUUGUCCAAGCGGCUGCACUCAGUGCGAUCAUCAGAAAUACGGACUGGCUAUGGCGUUAUCGUCUUUGGGCCCAAUGCCGCCGCCGUCAUUGUCCUAUCCGUCCACGUUAGCCGGCGGUCGGCCUUACGUUUGCAAUUGGAUCGCUGGCGAGUCCUAUUGUGGCAAACGGUUCGCCACGUCGGAGGAGCUCCUGCAGCAUCUUCGCAGUCAUACAAGUCUGACCGGCAGCGAUCACGCAGCCUCCGCAGCAGCUCUUCUCGGCAAUCCUCACCCGCAUCCGCUGUUGUCGCCAUCGACGGCGCUUCAUCGAGCUAGCGGCGCUUCCUACCCGGCACCGUCGCUAAGUCCUCUCAGCGCCAGAUAUCAUCCUUACGGAAAACCACCGACGGGUCCGCUCCCAGCUUCGCUCGCUGCAUCGCCGUACAGCGCUUUCAACGCCUUGGGGCCGUAUUAUUCGCCGUACGCGAUUUAUGGACAGCGAAUCGGCGCCGCUGUACAUCCUUAAGAUGGAUAUACAAGAUGGAUAUAUACGGUGGUACGGUUUUUUUUAGAGGAACUUUCUCCUCCUUCGUCUUUCUCUAUUUCUUUCUCAGUGUACAGUUGGAGAGAAUGUGCAAAGACACGCGUACGCGGAUUUAUCGGACUUACGGUCUGAGACUGUUGUGUAAAUAGCCACUGUGUACAAUACAAAUUUAUUUAAAAGAAUUCUAUAUAUACAUAAAUAUAUAUGU
Messenger RNA from Harpegnathos saltator (Jerdon's jumping ant), 2009 nucleotides. RefSeq names its product zinc finger protein no ocelli (gene noc). The transcript is spliced from 2 exons. Bases 293 to 1783 code for a protein of 496 amino acids. Gene Ontology annotation, cellular component: nucleus. The record is from RefSeq and is a predicted model, not a curated record. Lineage: Eukaryota; Metazoa; Arthropoda; Insecta; Hymenoptera; Formicidae. Gene Ontology annotation, biological process: negative regulation of DNA-templated transcription.